UCGGAUUCUGUGUUCAAGUGUUACCUGCAGUACAUAAGAAUAUACGCGAGCGCAUGACAUGCUACUUCGGGCGAAUGAACUUGAUGAACUGCUAGAUGUUAAUUGCAGCUCGGAGAGCCGCAGGUAGUCGGGAAAUAGCGUGCUACGGCGCCGCAGAUGGCAGGGGCCAGGGGACUAGGUCUCCAUUGAACGUUCUACUACCAUGUACAGAGGUUGAUCACUGGUUUCUGAAGCUAUUGGGGUUCGGUAAUUAUUUUACC
Messenger RNA from Aspergillus alliaceus, 260 nucleotides. RefSeq lists its product as uncharacterized. The record is from RefSeq and is a predicted model, not a curated record. The transcript has a single exon. The annotation marks the transcript as partial. Lineage: Eukaryota; Fungi; Ascomycota; Eurotiomycetes; Eurotiales; Aspergillaceae.